UGGUCAUUUCGGCUUCCGUAGCACAGUGACGCAAAAUGCGGAAACGUUUGGGGCGUGUCUCCCUGUAAAUAGAGAAGCCGAUGCUUCGAGCUGAGCUCAACCUGUCACCAAGAGACCGCUGAUCACCGCAGAACUUCACGAGCUGUCUCAGUCUGUUACGACACAAUGGCAUCACUCAGCCCCCUCUCCAGCGCCAACACUGCGUUCUGCCUGGCUUUGUUCGAGAAGCUGGGUGGCAACGACAACACCGCCAACAUCUUCUUCUCCCCCUUUAGCAUCUCCUCAGCUCUGGCUAUGGUGAUGCUGGGGGCCGGAGGAAACACGGCCACCCAGAUGUCAGAGGUCCUCUGCUUCAAAAAGACAGAAAAGGGGCCACAUGCAGGAGAUCAGCAUCAGCAUCAGCAUCAGCAGGUCCAGAUGCAUCAGCAGGUCCAGAGCAGGAAGCCACAUUCUUUACCCAAGUGCCUGAAAACCAAAGACUGUCACGAUGAGGUCCACACUUCUUUUGCCCAAUUGCUGAGUGAGCUUAACAGGGCAGGUGCUCCCUAUUCCCUCAGCGUUGCCAACAGGCUCUACGGAGAGAAGUCGUACCAGUUUGUUCAGGAUUUCUUGGCAAAAACUAAAAAGUGCUACAGCGCAGAGCUGGAGGCUGUUGACUUCAAGUCGAACUAUGAGGCGGCACGACUUAACAUCAACAGCUGGGUGGAGAAGAAUACACAAGGUAAAAUUAAGGAUCUGCUGGGCAACGGUGUGUUGGAUUCACUGACCAGACUGGUGCUGGUCAAUGCCAUCUACUUCAAAGGCAACUGGAACAAGAAGUUUCAGGAAAACGCCACAACGGAUGUUGAUUUUAAACUCAACAAGAAUGACACUACCACUGUGAAGAUGAUGCACCAGAAGUCUAAGUUCCGCCUGACUUACAUCCCUGAAGUCAGCUGCCAGAUCCUGGAGUUGCCUUACAAAGGGGAGGAUCUCAGCAUGCUCAUCUUUCUACCCAACAGCAUAGAGGACAGUUCAACUGGUCUGGAGAAGCUGCAGAAGGAGCUGACCUUAGAAAACUUCAUAGAAUGGACUCGUCCAGACAUGAUGAAUGAAGUUGAGGUCAAGGUCGGGCUGCCCCGCUUCAAGCUGGAGGAGAAGUAUGACAUGAAGAAUGUCCUGGUCAGCAUGGGCAUGGUGGAAGCCUUCGACCCAAGACUGUGUGAUUUCUCAGGCAUGUCUCCAGCAAACGACCUGGUGCUGUCAAAGGUGGUCCACAAGGCUUUCGUGGAGGUGAACGAGGAGGGGACAGAGGCUGCUGCUGCCACUGCUGCCAUCAUGAUGCUGCGCUGUGCUAUGCCUACACCUCCCUUCAUCGCAGACCACCCCUUCCUUUUCUUCAUCCGACACAACCCCACCAUGAGCAUCCUCUUUGCCGGUCGAUACUGCUCCCCUCAGUGAGCUCCGAGUUUCCUACAGCUGUAGUUGAUCACACCAUGAAUUCCCGUCCCUUAUUUUUUAACAGCAGAUCCCCAUUGUGGUGCUUGAUAUUCUAUGGCUUCACUUCUUACAUGAGUAACUGUGUGUUUAUCCUGUGCCUUCCUGAACACUGGGGCUUUGUACUGUUGACUUUUGUGCCUUAUCUAUAGGAUGUGCUUUAUGUCAGUACUACAUAUGUAGCCCUGUUUGCUGCACCCAUACACUUUAACCUGGUUUAUCUUAUCUUGCACCUAUAAACACUUAUAACACAAAGAAUUUCAUCACAUUUUUCAAACUUCAGAUACAGUAAGUAAAGGCUGAACUAAAUCACACUGUCCUUGGUAAUCUAAAGUGCAAUUAUAUAGAACUGUAUCAUUAUGCAUAUAAUGAAUAUAAGCAAUAAAGAAAGAGAGCUGACAUAA
Molecule: messenger RNA, 1880 nt
Organism: Betta splendens (Siamese fighting fish)
Lineage: Eukaryota; Metazoa; Chordata; Actinopteri; Anabantiformes; Osphronemidae
Gene: serpinb1l3
Product: serpin peptidase inhibitor, clade B (ovalbumin), member 1, like 3
Exons: 10
Coding region: 166-1440 (424 amino acids)
Biological process (GO): negative regulation of endopeptidase activity
Molecular function (GO): serine-type endopeptidase inhibitor activity
Source: RefSeq, a predicted model, not a curated record